Pseudo-nitzschia multistriata is the source of this 2884-nucleotide messenger RNA. The record is from the annotation of a GenBank genome assembly. NCBI's taxonomy places the organism in Eukaryota, Bacillariophyta, Bacillariophyceae, Bacillariales, Bacillariaceae.
CUACAAAAUAAAAUACGACAAUGAAUUACGAAUCCAGCAGUCUUCGCCGUGCACACGUGAACACGAAUAUCGGCGAAGCAACGCCAUUGCCAUCGUCCUAUGACGCACCAUUAGCAACGACCGAUAAAAUGCGUMGGAGGAAGGRAAAAAACAAAAAAUCCAUAAUGCCCUUGUCGUGCCAACGAGCUUUCGUGCGAUUUKUGACACUGCAAAAGACAUCUCAACUUGUGCUGGUUUUGAUGGUGAUUUCAUUUAUUUUUCUUCUACCACCUACAAUAUACUUGAUGAGGUCUCCUUCGCGCUAUAUCUUGGAUAAAAACGAGAUUUACCAAUCGAAACGUCAGAAGCGGCGGGAAGGCGAUGRCCAGAAAACGAAGCACCUCCCGAUCAAAGAUAGUCAAUUUGUCAAUGUUGACUUCAAUCAAAACUUCGCUAACGUCACAAAAGAGCAUGAAUCCGAAAGAAACAUAUACGAUAUCAAGAACAACAAACUAUUGAAAGAAUUYAUCGAACGAAAGACUUUUCCCUCGCUAGAACCCAGGGUGGUGAAACUAACAGAUCGCGAUCAUUCCUUCCAGUUUCAGGUCGCUCCUGGGUCGUCGUCGUCGUUGACACUGCCAGAAAAGGGCUYGAAAACAUUGAAAUCGAAAUACAUACCGAUACAAGCGGACUCUSYUAAACAGCUAAACCCRGCAGACCCGCUUGGUAAGGGCGAUUGCAAACCCAUCGCUCCCGAUUGGCAACUUGCUUAUCAUCCUACUUGCAAUCAAAUCCACGAAUUAUCAGGUGGUUGGCAACAAACAUAUCGGUUGCCUGCUGGAUUUUCAUCACGAAAUAAGUCAAGCGAUCUAGAAUCGUUUCAGUUGGGAGCAACCCUUGAURAUGAAGCAAUCGCACCUGAUGUUCAUCACAGGGAACAAACGCGGCUGGUCAAUCAAGGUGCAUUUCGUCAUGUCUGGAUGAUUCGAGAUUCACACGAUGGCAUUACAAAACGUGCGAUGAAAACGUUACGGUCUCUGAAACGCAAAGAGAAAAAGUUUGAUCUUCGAAACCACGAUCGUCACCGAAGGGAUGCGAUGUCGUUCGAACAACUUCACAACAGCUCAUUAGUCGUCGAUCUUUACGCAUCGUGUUCCAACACCGCAAUUUUUGACUAUGCAGAUCGAGGGGAUCUACGCAGAAUUUUUGAAAGCGAAGAAGAAGAAUCCCAGACUUUUAAUCUUCACCUUAUGGAAAUUGCCUACAAUGUGUCCUUAAGUGUACACGAUGCGCACCACUUUGAUGAAGAAGGACGCGCAACCAUGGCUCACACGGAUAUAAAGGUAAACCAGUUUAUCUAUCAAGAUGGUUAUUACAAACUUUCUGACUUCAACCGCGUGCGUUUUCUCACGUGGAACAAUAAAGUGAACAAGGGCUGUGGAUUUGAUGUUGCGAAAAAUGGUGGAGAAUACAGAUCUCCUGAAGAGUAUGCUUACGAAAAAGAAACGGAAAAGGUUGACGUUUAUUCCCUGGGAAACGUUUUGUACUUCUUAUUGGUGAGGCACGAAGUCUGGGUGGAAAAACCAGUGAAACAAGUCUAUGAACUGGUAAAACUAGGCCAUCGGCCAAAAAUACCUGAGAAGAUCUACAAYAGCAAGGGGAUAUUCGAACGAGCUAUGGUUCGUGCCAUAGAGAUGGCAUGGGUUCAAGAACCUGAAGGGCGAUCAAGCGCUUUGGAGGUUGCGAAGGUUAUAAAGGAAGGUUUGGACAUGCUUUCUGAAGGUGCCAAAAAUUACCACCGAUGACGAUGUUUGAGAUCAAGAAUCAACAGACUUGAUCUAGCGAAUAUCGAAAUACAUUAUUUUGACUUCUUUUCUAGUCCAGUACAAUAUCUAUCGGUGGGACGACUGAUAUUUGCAACGGUAGCAAAGAAAAAAAGCACAUACUCUUUUCUCUUAUUUUUCUAUGAUUUUCUACCAGGUUGAUUUUUGCUGAUUAAAACUAGGUAUCAAAGCGACUAAGUAGAUGAAGACGAUUCCAGUCUUUCCUUUAUUCGCUCUAUAUCGAUGUCUGGAACUCGAAAUAGACGACUCUUCAACGCAUUUCGUGGGUCUUUCUGAAGUAKUAAUACUUCGUAAUCGUCUUUGUCCGUGGGAUUAAUCAUACCUAGUUUUUUGGAUGUUUCGCUCCAACUUCCAAGAAGGCAUUCUAUGGCGUCUUCGACCUCUGUGAUCGAGGACGUUCCAAGUUUUUGAGCCAAAAUCUUUCUCGCAUCCGGGGCAAAUUUUCCAAUCACAGUCCCUUUUCCCCAAUUUUGCCAAUUACCGGUGGGAUCAAUAGAGUAUAUGCACAAAGCCCCAUCUUCCUGAUCAAUAUCGUCACACCCUAUGAUCAAACAUUGGACUCCAAACGGGCGACUACCCUUCCGCAGGCAUUCGUUCUGCAGAACUGACGCCAUUCUUUGUGUCAUGGUAUGUGUUGUCAUCGAAGUCUCGUAGAUAAAAUGAUGAUCAUCAGCAAUUUUUUGCAGAACCUUGCAUACAUGCUCGACAUCCAAGGCCAACCCAGUCAUUGCAACCACGGUAUGAGAUCCGAUAGGAAACCACGAUGGGGCAUAUUGCAUUGAUUCGUACUGAUUGUCUCGUUCGAUCCUUUCAAGACGCAAUCCAUGGAGUUCCGUCGUCUCUGUAACGAAAUAGGUAUGCUUGUAUACGUUGGUGGAAGGGGAUCGAAGAAAAAGAACAAGGCAAUCUUUGACGCUCGUCACCAUUGCAGUUCCGUGGGCUUGAGAAGCAGUCCAUGAUUCUUGCCACCUCGGGAUCGGAGUUAAAAAAUCCUUACUACCGCUCCUUCGGGGAGCACUGCUCGACGAGACCGAAGAKAGAAGUAAAGAUAAUGCGAUUAA